AUGGAACUGAACGAUUUCCCGACGGAGGUUCUGGGUCUCAUCCUUCGAUCGCUCUUCGACGAGAAGGGUGAAUACGGCGAACUCACGUAUGGCUACCAUGACAUCGCCAACGCCCGAUUGGUGUGCCGGAAAUGGAACACGCUUGCGACACCUCAUCUCUUCGAGACAAUCACACUCGUACACCAUGAUGCCCCGGAAGCCGACUUUGACGAAGACGAAGAUGUAGAAGAAGCAGACAGCAGCGAAUUCCGAAUCUGGAACAAGAUGGUCGACAACGACACCAUCCGCAACGUGGCUCAGUGUGCGGUGAUCAGGAGUGCCCCCGAAGAUUUGGCAAACGACGGUGACUGGGAGAUCUGGGAGGACUGGAAGAACAAGGGCGAGUUCCCACGAUUCACUAAUGCUGUGGCCCGCAUCACUGAGUUGAAGAAUUUGCGAAUGUUGCAUCUGCGCUUCUCCGACAAAUGCCGAGGGGAAACGACAGACUCUAGGGGUUGGGAUGAUGGGUGGGAGGAUGGCGUUGAGCCUCUUGGUGCUCGAUUCGCAACUCUCAAGACGGUCUUCAACGCGAUGGCAACCCGGGCUAAGGAUUCAGAUGCUACCAAGAUCCGAUGGCUGAGACUGGAGAACGUGCAAAAUACUUCGCUUGAAAGCCUGGUUGCGCCGGCAAUGGCAGACACCGUCAAACACAUCAAUCGACUGGAUCUCCUGGUUCUGGAGGAAUGCAACGAACACGGUCCCGACCACGACCUUAACUGCAAGGAGCGGUGGCUAUUUGAACCUCACCUACAAAAGGAGAUCUUGCCCAAAUUUUCCGACUCUCUGACGACAUUGACUCUUGGGUUUCAAGAGUACUGGGGAACUGCGCCUGGUCACUUUGAUGGCAAGGGACUGCAAUUCCCGCGUCUCAAGACGCUCAACCUCGUCAACUUUGUCAUUUCUCACCAUGACCACUUCGACUGGGUCUUGGCACAGACCUCCUUGACAACGCUGCGGUUGUUGAACUGCCGCAUUGCCUCUCACCUGCGUAUCUAUGACGAACUACUGACUACGUCGGGCACGCCUACGCAUGAUUGGGAGCGAUGCCCGGAUGGCGCAUUUGGUUUCACGUACAACGACGACCGUGUUUACACGUUCUCAGGGAGGUGGGAAACCAUUUUCAACGGCAUCCACACAAAGCUCACGAAUCUCACCGACUUCUACUUCAAUACUGUACAGUACUUGAAUCACCCUUUCAGACGUUUGGAAAACAUGGAUGACAUGAAAAACCGUUUGUUCCCCAACCGUUACAUUGUCUUGGAUGCUGGCCUCCUCCCUAGCCCGUGGAUUGAGUCUUCUGAGGUCGACGGCAAGAUGGAAUUUGGGAAUAACGACCCUACUCCAGUUGCGCCAGACAGCACGGAUAACCGCUAUAUUACGAAAUGCGAGCUUAAUGUUGGGAAGGAGUUAUCAAUGUAUGAUUUUCGAGCGUUUGACUCGUUGAUCAGAGCCACGUGGAACAGGAAGAAUGGCUGGGAUUGGUGGUCAAGAAAAAGCUCUCCACCGAUCACUAGACCAACUGCAAAGCCACGUCCAGCGUUUGUGUUCGGUGCCUAA
Molecule: messenger RNA, 1596 nt
Organism: Colletotrichum gloeosporioides
Lineage: Eukaryota; Fungi; Ascomycota; Sordariomycetes; Glomerellales; Glomerellaceae
Exons: 1
Coding region: 1-1596 (531 amino acids)
Source: RefSeq, a predicted model, not a curated record